CGCAUCGCAUCGCAUCGCAUAUCCCCAGUUUAAUUCAACGCAAUUCCUCCCUACCUACCUACCUACCUACCUUCUCAAUCUCUACUACCUACAUAUCCACGCCUCUCUCUACAACAACAACAACAACACCACCCACCCAGAAAUACACAAUGUCAACAACAACAACAACAACAACAACAACCACACCCUCAAAACGCAAAUCCUCCUCCUCCACCCCCAAAACCAUCCACUUCACCUCGCGCACACCAACAUGGACAUAUCUCAAACUCCAAUUAAUAAAUAACCCCCCCACCUCCACAACAUCCACACCCCUCGACCCCGUCACAGCCCGAACCUACCUCUCCGCCGCACUCUCCCAAUUCCUCGGAUUAACGGGAACAUCUAUCCCCAUUGAUAUACUCAAGAUAUCGCCGCCGUCGUCAUCAUCAACAUCUACUGGGGGAAAAGCAGGAGGAGGAGGAGGAGGAGGAGCGGGGUUAGGAAGCACAGUAUGGACACGCGUGCCGCGCGAGGAUGCGGCGGCGGUUGUGGCGGCGCUGAGUUCGUGGAUUGGAGGGAGUGCGAAUGCAUCAGGUGGUGGUGGUAGUGGUGAUGUGGGAGGAGGAGGGGGGAGCGUGGCGUGGAGGGUCUGUGCGAAGGGGAAUUAUCUCGGGGCGUUGGUUAAUGGGGGUGGGGGGGAGGUGUUCAUUCCUUGA
Aspergillus neoniger CBS 115656 is the source of this 695-nucleotide messenger RNA. RefSeq lists its product as uncharacterized. The record is from RefSeq and is a predicted model, not a curated record. The transcript has 2 exons. Gene Ontology annotation, biological process: nuclear-transcribed mRNA catabolic process, RNase MRP-dependent; tRNA processing; intronic box C/D snoRNA processing. NCBI's taxonomy places the organism in Eukaryota, Fungi, Ascomycota, Eurotiomycetes, Eurotiales, Aspergillaceae. Bases 150 to 695 code for a protein of 181 amino acids. Gene Ontology annotation, cellular component: ribonuclease MRP complex; nucleolar ribonuclease P complex. Gene Ontology annotation, molecular function: ribonuclease MRP activity.